Molecule: messenger RNA, 1524 nt
Organism: Sciurus carolinensis (gray squirrel)
Lineage: Eukaryota; Metazoa; Chordata; Mammalia; Rodentia; Sciuridae
Gene: Wsb2
Product: WD repeat and SOCS box containing 2
Exons: 9
Coding region: 137-1351 (404 amino acids)
Biological process (GO): intracellular signal transduction
Molecular function (GO): protein binding
Source: RefSeq, a predicted model, not a curated record
GCGGCAGCGGCGGGGCCCGGGAGGGGGCCGGGGCCGGGGCCGGCGCGGGGGUGGGCGGUGCGGGGGCGGCAUGAGGGCCGGCGGCCCGGGGGGCUGAGGCGCCCGCCGCCUGCCGCGCGAGGUGCGCGCGUCCUCCAUGGAGGCCGGAGAGGAACCGCUGCUGCUGGCUGAACUCAAGCCUGGGCGCCCCCACCAGUUCGAUUGGAAGUCCAGCUGUGAGACCUGGAGCGUGGCCUUCUCCCCAGAUGGCUCCUGGUUUGCCUGGUCUCAAGGACACUGCAUCGUCAAGCUGAUCCCUUGGCCGCUGGAGGAGCAGUUCAUCCCUAAAGGGUUUGAAGCCAAAAGUCGAAGCAGCAAAAAUGAUACGAAAGGACGCGGGAGUCCAAAGGAGAAGACACUGGACUGUGGUCAGAUUGUUUGGGGUUUGGCCUUCAGCCCGUGGCCUUCUCCACCCAGCAGGAAGCUCUGGGCACGCCACCAUCCCCAAGUGCCAGACAUCUCUUGCCUGAUCCUUGCCACAGGGCUCAAUGAUGGACAGAUCAAGAUUUGGGAGGUGCAGACAGGGCUCCUGCUUUUGAAUCUUUCUGGCCACCAAGAUGUUGUGAGAGAUCUGAGCUUCACACCUAGUGGCAGUUUGAUUUUGGUCUCUGCAUCACGGGACAAGACUCUUCGAAUCUGGGACCUGAAUAAACACGGUAAACAGAUUCAGGUGCUGUCGGGCCACCUGCAGUGGGUUUACUGCUGCUCCAUCUCCCCCGACUGCAGUAUGCUGUGCUCUGCAGCCGGAGAGAAGUCGGUCUUUCUAUGGAGCAUGCGGUCCUACACACUAAUCCGGAAGCUAGAAGGCCAUCAAAGCAGUGUUGUCUCUUGUGACUUCUCCCCAGACUCUGCCUUGCUUGUCACAGCUUCGUAUGAUACCAACGUGAUUAUGUGGGACCCCUACACUGGCGAGAGGCUGCGGUCUCUCCACCACACCCAGCUCGAGCCUGCCAUGGAUGACAGCGACGUCCACAUGAGCUCACUGAGAUCCGUGUGCUUCUCUCCUGAAGGCCUGUACCUUGCCACAGUGGCCGACGACAGGCUCCUGAGGAUCUGGGCCCUGGAGCUGAAGGCGCCCGUUGCAUUUGCUCCCAUGACCAAUGGGCUUUGCUGCACGUUCUUUCCACAUGGUGGAGUUAUUGCCACAGGGACAAGAGAUGGCCACGUCCAGUUCUGGACUGCUCCUAGAGUUCUGUCGUCACUGAAGCACUUAUGCCGGAAAGCCCUUCGAAGCUUCCUGACAACUUACCAAGUCCUAGCACUGCCAAUCCCCAAGAAAAUGAAAGAGUUCCUCACAUACAGGACUUUCUAAGCAAUGCUGCACAUCUCGUUUUCUUUGUAGCAGAAUAAAUCUUCCAGGCAAAGGAACCGCUGGAAUGAUAGGCCAAACAUCUGGUCUUGGAUUGAAGUAGAGGUUCUUUGGGAUUGUGACUACACGUAGCCAGCUGGCCUCCAGUGGACUCAUGGUGGAUCUCUUCCUCUGUG